This is a messenger RNA of Mercurialis annua (annual mercury), 723 nucleotides long. RefSeq names its product heavy metal-associated isoprenylated plant protein 20. Gene Ontology annotation, molecular function: metal ion binding. The transcript has 3 exons. Bases 87 to 539 code for a protein of 150 amino acids. The record is from RefSeq and is a predicted model, not a curated record. NCBI's taxonomy places the organism in Eukaryota, Viridiplantae, Streptophyta, Magnoliopsida, Malpighiales, Euphorbiaceae.
CACCAAUACGCUACAUUUAUUUCCAUUUCUCUCUUCUCUAUACCUAAUAUUUUUUUUUCUCUUCUUCAAACUCUGUGAGUAAGAACAUGGGAGCUCUCGAUAAUCUAUCGGAUUACAUUUCUGAUUUGUUCACCUAUGCCGGAAAAAAGAGGAAGCGAAAGCCAAUGCAGACAGUUGAAAUCAAAGUGAAAAUGGACUGCGAUGGCUGUGAAAGAAGAGUUAAAAAUGCUGUCUCCAACAUCAAAGGUGUGAAAACUGUGGAAGUAAACAGAAAGCAAAGCAGAGUAGUGGUGAGUGGGUAUGUAGAGCCAAACAAGGUAUUAAAGAAAGUAAAAAGUACAGGAAAAAGAGCAGAAUUUUGGCCAUAUGUUCCAUACAAUUUGGUGGCAUAUCCUUAUGUAGCUCAAGCUUAUGACAAGAAGGCUCCAUCAGGGUAUGUUAAGAAUGUAUUUCAAGCUCUUCCUAGUCCUAAUGCUCCUCAUGAGAAGUUUACUACAAUGUUUAGUGAUGAAAAUCCUAAUGCUUGUUCCAUUAUGUAGGCUAUAGUUUUCUUCUAAUUUUGUAGAUUAAUUUGUGUAUCACCUAGUUUUUACUACUUAAUUAGGACUAAUAUAUAUAAAAAAAUAGUGGUUUGUGUUUUGGAUUUGAAUGUAUAAGCUAGUAGCUAUGUAGGUUUUUGAAUUACAGCUUUUGAAUGUAGUUUUUCUUGUUGGACUUUUAUCA